Molecule: messenger RNA, 1565 nt
Organism: Cyphomyrmex costatus
Lineage: Eukaryota; Metazoa; Arthropoda; Insecta; Hymenoptera; Formicidae
Gene: Cpr97Ea
Product: cuticular protein 97Ea
Exons: 2
Coding region: 58-924 (288 amino acids)
Cellular component (GO): chitin-based extracellular matrix
Molecular function (GO): structural constituent of chitin-based larval cuticle
Source: RefSeq, a predicted model, not a curated record
UCGCUGCCUACUUACAUUCACACACACUAACACAACCACCGACCGCCGGGAAACACGAUGCACACCCUCGCGACGGUAGCAACGGUGCUCACCGCACUGCUAGCGGUAUCGGCACAGCAGUACCAGCGACCUGGCGAUAAUUAUAUAGACGAUUAUGCCCAAUAUGACUCUCAACGACCUAGCCAGCCGACUCCACGUAGCUACGCGACCGAUCCGGAUCGUCAAUCGGCUGCACCAGCGAAUCCGAAGCCGACGCCGGUGGCAAUUCUGAAGCAAAUCAAUCGACACAAUGAGGAUGGCUCAUACACGUACGGUUUCGAGGGUGCGGAUGGCUCCUUCAAAAUCGAGACCAAACUGCCGACCGGCGACGUGAAGGGCAAAUACGGUUUCGUCGAUGACACCGGCAAGGUCCGUAUAGUCGAAUAUGGCGCGGAUCAGUAUGGUUUCCAACCGGCCGGUGAAGGUAUCACCGUAGCUCCUCCAACCCUAUUCGACGAGACCACCAGCAAAGAAGCUCUCGCGGCGCAGGCUUACGAGGAGCAACAACAGCAACAGCAACGGCAAUUGGCUCGUCCAGCUUAUCAGCCACAGUCACACACCCAAGCUGUAUACGCUCCCGCGCAGGUAGCCCCAAGCAGACCCGCGCUUCCUAAACCUCCAAUUUUCACUCCGGCUGCCGCAGCACCCCAAGCGCCGCGACAGCAGGCUCUGCUGCACCAGAACUACGAACCAGCACCGUCCUCACAGCUCUACAAUCAGGGACCAGCUCAGUUCAGUCCAGCGCCGAAUCAGGCUAAUGGCCGUUCCCAACCGCAGGCCCGCAGCGGCGCAAAUGGCGGUAUCCUGGACCAGCUCGCCAGGGACUACGCUCUGCCUCAGGGAGUGGCACCGCCGUUGCACGACAUCAGCUUCGGCUACUACUAGGCCGUCUAGUCCUACUCCUUUGCCUACCGAAGAGUAGGAGAGUCUGGGAUCAAUCGUUUGAACCUCAACAAAAUUUUAUGCCGCUCAACUGUAACGCUAUAUUGAAACUCUAAUGUUUUUCAUAGAAUAGAUUUACGUUACAUCGCUGUAGAAUUUAAUUUUCGUGUAGAACAAUUAAGCGCUAUAUACAUUAUAAUAUAGCUAUAAGAGUGCGAUCUAUUUAAUGUUGCAAAUGUUUCGAAGCACUUGAUUGACUAUCAGAAAAAUUUUACUAACUGACCAAUCAAAGAAUGCUUCAAAGUAUUUAUAGUAUCAAGUGAACCGUAGCCUACAUAUUAUGAUUGAUCCCAAAUUCGAUUGCUUGUUUCGGUUGCGUGUUGGUCUUGUAUUCUAUUCGUGAAUGGGACGCGUCGGCGACUGGAUAACUCGUCAUAAUUUCGGCGUGGCCCACUCUACCUGAAGUGGAUGGCAGUGUGAUUGAUGAUUGUCGCGAAUAGAUCAUAUAUUACAAUUGGAAGUUGAAAACUAUUAGUCUAUUGACGUCUAAAAUCGUAAGUCGAAAGAUAAAAUUCUAUUCCGUCCACGUAAUACGAUUUUUUCACAUUAAUAGUAUUUAAUUAACAAUUAAAAUAUGUAUCCAA